This is a messenger RNA of Capsella rubella, 2529 nucleotides long. RefSeq lists its product as uncharacterized. The coding region runs from base 264 to 2339 and encodes 691 amino acids. The transcript is spliced from 12 exons. Lineage: Eukaryota; Viridiplantae; Streptophyta; Magnoliopsida; Brassicales; Brassicaceae. The record is from RefSeq and is a predicted model, not a curated record.
GUGAUGUGAUAGGAAACGAUUUAUUUCUCAACUUGUCGAUCACUGAUAGCGUCUCUCUUUCAGUGUUGUUUCAUCGAAUUUGCAGAGGGCUUCGAGAAUCUGAGAUUCUCCUGGUGAAUUAAUGUCCCAAGGAGAUUCCUUUCUUCAUACCCAUUACGUUCUCUAUCUAUCUUAACUUCAAUUUGCUUUUGCAAUUCUAUAUCUCGAUUAUCUAAAUCUUCUUCAGUCUCCAUGUAUUUUUCCUCUGUAUCACUCUGACCCAAAUGUAUAAGAUGUGCCAUGAACCUACUAAGAUCACUCCAUCUGAGUCGGAUUUUGCAUUCCCUGAGUUAGACCACAUCCCCUUGACGUCCCGGCGGAGUUUGAUACAAUCAAAUGAAAGAGAAUCUCAACGUAUCGCUGCUCCUGUGCCUGCAUCGAAUGUUGAUAGUAUCGUGAAAAAGGAAGAAGAAGAAGAAGAAGAUAGUGAGCUGGGUGUAGUGUCAAAUUGUGAUGCUACAGAACCUGUAAACACAGAAAUUUUGGAAUCUACAAGCAGUGGUUGUAGUCAAGGUCUGAAUGAUUAUGGAAACGUAAGACCACAGAACAACAUUCUAGUGUGUUGUAGUAAUGUGGAAGAGAAUGUCGAAAGACUGAAACAAAUCGAGGAAACCGAAAGGAAUGAUGCUCUUGAACAUCUGCCACUGAAAGAGCGGCGCAAAAUGCUUCUUGAAAGCAUGGUGGCUAUAAGGUUGCCAGAAUCUAAGUUAGAGGAUGAUACUAAAGAUUGUGAUGAAUCCGAUCUUUACAAAGUAAAAGCCGAGAUUUCAUGCGAGAAUGGGAUAGCUUCGUCUUCUGGUGUCCAAUUCAGCGGGUUUCUAGAAAAAAUUGAUUCUGUCCUCUGUAAAAAUUUUAGUAUAGGUUCAGAAUCUGGAAGUCAGCUUAGUGGAAUUCAAGAGAAUGAUAUUCCGAUUGCUCACAAAAGUUCUUUUGAUUUGUCCCCUGAAGCCCGUCUACCUGAGUUAUCCAGUAGAGAUGAUGAACACUCUCAGUUAGGUAGCAACGAAAAUCCAAGAAGAAGUGUGAAAAGAGUCAAAAGGAAUCCGCAGCCUUUGAAUGUGUUUGAAAUGCAGUCUACUCAAGUAAAGACUGAUCCUUUGGGUGAUUGCGUCAUGGAGAAUAAUGACGAGAGAAUUCCCGUCACCUCAGAACAGGUGCCAGUCAAAAGAGAAGUGGAACACCAUGGUGAAGCUUAUGAUGAGAAUGAGCUCGAUUCUGUAAACUUGAGCUCUCGCUUGAAUCGUUGUACAUCUUCUCUGAAUCCUUCUAGGUCUGUGAAAAACGAAGCAGAGACAGCAAGUGAAUUGGAUGAAGAUGAGUUAGAUCACAUGAAAUUAAUUGAUCGAUUAAAGCUUCGAUCUUUUGAUGGUUCUGGUUAUCAUGAAGAGAGUAAUCCACAGUCUUCAGGGUUUAGUUUCUGUACAUCUGAUGAAUACGUUAAACCUCUGAGGAUAUUGCGUCCCUGGAAGCGGAAGAAAACUGCCACUGACUCAAUUGAGACAGCUCUGGAGGAAGAUGCUCCUGGUCUUUUGCAGGUACUGAUCCAACAAGGAGUAUCAGUAGAUGAACUUAGGCUUUAUGGGGAGAAUGAAGGAAGUGGUGUUUCCUCAGAUGAUUCACUUCUUGACGAGAGCUUCUCGGAGCUCGAAGAUGUGAUCUCGCAGCUUUUCUUAAAACGCCAGACGAGCACAAAACUUCUUAAUUUAAGUUUCUCAAAAGCUUCAAGAACUAGCUAUUGCUUGACCUGUCUAUUAUCUCUCAUCGAACAGGCGCGGUAUUUGCGGUUCCGCAAAUGGCCUGUUGAGUGGGGCUGGUGCCGCGAUCUCCAGUCUUUCUUAUUUGUUUUCGAGAGACAUAACCGUAUAGUAAUGGAACGGCCUGAAUAUGGCUACGCAACAUACUUCUUCGAGCUCAGCAGCACUGCAUCAGUUGGAUGGCAGAUCAAACGUUUAGUAUUGGCCAUGAAACUCGCAAGCUGUGGCCGAUAUCAACUAAUUGAAAACAAGCCUUUACUGGUAGGGGAAGAUAUGUCAGAAAGCGAAGCGGAAGUGCUGAUGAAGUAUGGUUGGGUUCCAAACACGGGACUAGGGACGAUGUUAAACUACUGCGAUAGAGUCUUCCACGACAGGAAAACUCAAAAACCGACAUCGGAAUGGAGAUCUAAGAUUUCUAAGCUUCUUAUCGAUGGCUACAACAGUGGAACCAUCGUCUCAACAUGCAUUGCACCUCAUGGUGGUGAUAAUGAUGAUAUUUAUGAUGCCGGAUUUGACAUGGAAUGUGUUAAGCUUGAGCCUUAUUGAAGCUGCGAAUCUGUUAUAGAGUCUUCAACUGUUGAUAUCAUUCUUUAUUUACUUGUUAUAAAUUCAACCAGAUUUCUCUUUUACGUUGUUAUAUUUUCGAUUUUUUUUUUAAAUGAUAAUUUCGUUUAGUAACUUUUUUUAUGUUGAUGCUAUUACAAUGGAAUCAAUUAUGAAUUUGCCUUUCGACCAA